AUGUCGAACAAUCCCCAGACCCAGACGGAGAUCGCUCUUGAGAAGUCGGCCGCCAAUCAUGUCGAGGAUACACUAGGUCACGGUGCCAUCGUUGAGGCAAAGCAUGCCACCGACGAGGAACAUUCGCAGACGCUUUGGCAGGCUCUGCGGGAGAAUCGCAAGGCUGUACUCUGGUCGGUCGCGAUCUCCAUGUCCAUUGUGAUGGAGGGCUACGAUACUAUUUUGAUGGGUAACUUCUUCGCCUAUCCAAGGUUUCAAGAGAAGUAUGGUCAAUAUUAUGGCGAGGAGAUCGGCUGGCAGGUCUCGGCACCCUGGCAAACAGGUUUGAACAUGGCUAGUACUGUUGGUUGUGUAUUCGGUGGUAUCUUAAACGGAUGGGCGGCAUCAAAGUAUGGUUACCGAAUUGUUAUGGUCAUCGCUCUCUUUUUCUUGACUGCAUUCAUCUUCAUCACUGUCUUUGCCAACUCGGCCGCCGUUCUUCUUGUCGGCCAGAUUCUCUGUGGUUUUUCUUGGGGCGUGUUUGCGACAAUCGGACCUGCGUAUGCUUCCGAGGUGUGCCCAACCAACUUGCGUGGUUACCUCACCAUCUAUGUCAACAUGUGCUGGGCCAUUGGCCAGCUUAUUGCCAGCGGUGUACUUUAUGGACUCGUCGACCGUCCAGAUCAAUGGUCCUAUCGGAUUCCCUUUGCCCUGCAGUGGAUCUGGCCAGUGCCUCUAAUGGCAGUGUGCUGGUUGGCACCGGAGUCCCCCUGGUAUUUGGUUCGCCAUGAUCGAUUGGAAGACGCAAAACGAAGCAUUCGUCGCCUUGGCGGAGAUAAGACUGAGGAUCAGAUCAAUGGACAGUUGGCAAUGAUGGUCCACACUAUCAAAAUCGAAGCAGAGAUCGAGGCCGGUACCACGUAUCUGGACUGCUUCAAGGGGGUUGACCGUCGCCGCACAGAAAUUUGCUGCCUUACCUUUAUGGGUCAAAUUCUGUCUGGUAGUACCUUCGCCUACUCGCCGACCUAUUUCUUUACGCAAGCUGGCAUGGAUACCAGCAAGGCUUUUGAACUGGGAGUUGGAUGUACUGGAGUGGCCUUUGUCGGCACUGCAUUGUCAUGGUGGUUGAUCACCUACUUCGGACGACGCACGCUGUAUGUCUGGGGUCAAGCAAUCCUCUGCAUGUUGCUCUUCCUCAUUGGCAUUCUGAACGCCGCCACAACAUCCCAAUCCGCCAUGUGGGCCCAGGCCUCGUUCUGCUUCCUUUGGCUUUUCACAUACUCUCUCACCGUUGGCCCAAUUGCCUACUCUAUUAUUUCGGAAACCUCCUCGGUCCGACUCCGCCCUCUCACCGUUUGCCUGGCGCGUACGGCCUACCAAAUCACAAACGUCGUUUCCCAGGUCCUCGAACCAUAUUUCAUGAACCCGACUGCGUGGAAUGCCUCCGGUAAGACAGGUUUCUUCUGGGGCGGCACCGCUCUCGUCGCUUUCACAUGGUCAUACUUCCGUCUACCGGAGCCCAAGGGGCGUACCUAUGCCGAGCUUGAUAUUCUGUUUGCUACCAAAGUCCCCGCGAGGAAGUUUGCUUCUACUCAUGUUGAUGCUUAUGCGAUUGGCGUUUCGCCUUCGCAGGAGGGUCUUGUGAAUAAGGAGCAGAGGUCUGUGGUUACCGAGUAA
Messenger RNA from Penicillium waksmanii, 1656 nucleotides. RefSeq lists its product as uncharacterized. Gene Ontology annotation, cellular component: membrane. Gene Ontology annotation, molecular function: carbohydrate:proton symporter activity. The transcript has 2 exons. The record is from RefSeq and is a predicted model, not a curated record. Bases 1 to 1656 code for a protein of 551 amino acids. NCBI's taxonomy places the organism in Eukaryota, Fungi, Ascomycota, Eurotiomycetes, Eurotiales, Aspergillaceae. Gene Ontology annotation, biological process: transmembrane transport; carbohydrate transport.